Messenger RNA from Salvia miltiorrhiza (redroot sage), 1368 nucleotides. Its product is annotated as WAT1-related protein At1g43650-like. The coding region runs from base 202 to 1248 and encodes 348 amino acids. The transcript is spliced from 6 exons. Gene Ontology annotation, cellular component: plasma membrane. The record is from RefSeq and is a predicted model, not a curated record. Gene Ontology annotation, molecular function: transmembrane transporter activity. Lineage: Eukaryota; Viridiplantae; Streptophyta; Magnoliopsida; Lamiales; Lamiaceae.
GAAUGGCGGGCGAACAAUUUCAUUGCUGAUCACGACCUAAGAACAACUAAAGCGAUCAUCAUUUAUUAUACGCAAUAUUUUCAUACAUUAAAUUGAGAAAGUGGGUUAUAAAUCUGGACACAUUACAUAAAAUGUAUAGUUGAAGAUCAAAUUAAUACUAUAUAAACUGCAAAAAGAAAGACAAAUUAAAAGGAAGGAAAAAUGAAUAGUAAAAGCAUGGAGAAAGAGAAGGCAUAUAUUGCAGUGAUAGUGCUACAGUGCAGCUAUGCAGGCAUGAUGGUGUUGUCAAAGGCAGCUAUGUCUUCAGGGAUGAAGCCUUCCGUCUUCGUCGCCUACCGACAGGCAUUCGCCUUCUUCUCCUUGCUCCCCUUCGCCUUCUUUUUCACCAGCAAGGGGUCACCUCUUACAUGGAGUGGGUUAUGCAAGAUUUUCUUUGUUUCUUCAUAUGGAUUGGCGUUGAGUUUCAAUCUGAAUUUAGCAGGAUUGGAGUAUAUUUCGGCAACAUUUGGUACAGCUAUUCUCAGCAUUGUUCCUGCUUUGGUCUUUAUCAUGGCUGUUUGUUUAAGGAUUGAAAGGCUAGACAUGAGGAAGUGGCAUGGAGUAGCCAAGGUAUUGGGAAGCAUAAUUAGCCUGUCCGGAGCAAUGGCCUUCACCUUCUACAAAGGCCACGCUCUCUACCACACUUCAACGGCCCACCACCCCUUGGACGACUCAAAACACCAGUGGAUCAAGGGUGCUCUCCUUGCCAUCGCCGGCCAACUCUUCUACGCCAUGUGGAUCACAAUGCAGGCUCCACUGCUCAAACAAUAUCCAGGCAAAUUGAGACUCACCAUUCUACAGUGUGGCUUCAGCUGCCUCUCCGCAACGGUGUAUGCUGCCGCCGUGGAGAGGCAUCCAUCCGCAUGGACGCUUCGAUGGGAUAUUCAACUCUUAUCGCUCGCCUAUUGUGGCGUGAUAGUGACUGGGUUGAGUUAUUGGUUGCAAGCUUGGGUUAUAGAGCAGAAAGGUCCUGUUUUUGCUGCCAUUUUCAACCCGCUGGCGCUGGUUAUUGCGGCCAUCAUAUCAGCUUUUCUCCUCAAUGAAACUCUUCACUGGGGGAGUGUUUUGGGUUGUGGGCUGCUUGUGGUUGGGCUUUAUUGUUUCUUGUGGGGCAGAAAUCGAGAAGUUGAUACUAAAACCCAACAGAUUUUGGAGGAUGUCCAUUCUGAGCCCGCUGCGCCAAUAUCACUUGGUGGAAAUACUCCAUGAAUAUAUUUAUUUGUUUUUAAUAUUUUCUCUCAUUUAAUCUGUAUGUAGAAGUGACAAUUGGUUGUUAGGCACAGAUUUUGUCCUGGGAAAGUAAUUAGAUUCUAAAUUAUUAAAUUCUUA